This is a messenger RNA of Mya arenaria, 2998 nucleotides long. RefSeq lists its product as uncharacterized. The coding region runs from base 87 to 1040 and encodes 317 amino acids. NCBI's taxonomy places the organism in Eukaryota, Metazoa, Mollusca, Bivalvia, Myida, Myidae. The record is from RefSeq and is a predicted model, not a curated record. The transcript has 7 exons.
CAAGCGUUCAUUUAAAGCAUUCAUUUUCAAGUCAGAACGCGUUACUCAAUUCAUUUCUAGUUCAGUGAUGUUGUGGUUUGUUCACUAUGGUGUUAACCUGGAUUUAUACCUCGCUUCUGUGCGUUUUGAUGGUGGACUGGUCUCAUGCGGAAUGCCCCCAAAGCACUUUGACGAGUAAAGCGACGCAGAACUGUGUCGAGGGUUUCUUCACCUAUAUCGGGUCGGAAGUGAGUUCUGGGUCGGAUCCCAGUCAGAUUGACACCAUCUUCUGUUCGCCGGAGGGACAGAGCGCAAUUGAGUGCAUUUUUCCCCUAAUUGAGCAGUGUCCGGAACUAAUGGCGAAUAUAAGUGAUGGGUCGAAGGGGAUACCCUCUCAGGCGGAACUUCAAAUGGCCUGUUCUAAGAUGUCUGCCGAAGUUUGCAUGGAAACGAUGACGUGCCUAUCUUACGCUCCUCAGGUGGCCAGCAUGGGUAUAGACGAAAACUUUAGACAGGCUAACAACCUGACCUAUCUCCUCCCGCUUAUUGGAUUGUCCUGCGGUCCGAUGAAGGAGCAUUUCUACUGUAUAUCACCUGCAACGGAAGAAGCGUGUAAAACUAUCCCUGACGAGAUGGAUACGAUGAUUACUUUAAUCAACGGCGAAUUACCUGAUGGUUUCGUCUUUCCAGAGUACCACGUACUGAAAACGUUCAUCUACACCGGAUGCAGAGACGCCCCUGACGACAUGGCUACCAACAAGUGCGUACAUGACAAUUUGGAGUCAACUGCAUUUACGGAGUGUAUGUCAAAAGUAAAAACCGACUUCAAAACUCCAAUUGAAAUGAAGAGCUGCGGAGCCACGGAUGCCCGGCUCAUGUGCCUCGAAGAAUCCGUCGUGAAGCAAUGUGGCAGGAGGUAUUACUACACCCUGACAACCAUGGGAGACCGCUUUCUCACGAAGAGUCUAUUCACGUGUGACCGUUCCACGAGCGCCGCCCCGGUCGUCCGUCUGUCUGCCACUGCUUCGCUUGUAGUUGUAGCUGUUAUCUUUCUUUUGUAAACUCGAUGGUGCAUUUUGAUCUUUGAAUACAAAAUUGUAUCUGUACUCAUAAAGUUUUGCAAUCUGAUUAAAGCAACAUGCUCAAGCCUAAUUAGGAUUUAUGAAGAAUUAUUUUAAUCAGAUUGUGCAUUUGUGCAUUCAGGUCUUGAAAUGUGCUCGUUUCGCCUAGUUGAAGUUUAGGAUAUGUGAGAAUUUGUAACCGUUUAUAUACUCUUUUUGUUCACUUGUUCAAGAUGUGUCACUUAUAUAAAAGUAACAUUCAUUUUUAAUGUAGUCUGUAAUACAAUACUUAUCUGUUUGAUAUACAUUGACAUGAUUUCUAUAUGUAUACCGGAAGUGGUGACUUGCAUUACUUAAUGUUCUGAAACAGUUUGACAUUAUUAUUGACAUUAUUUAAACUAAGAACACAGAACACUUGCGCUAACCAAAUUCUGUACAGAGCUAAGUUCACUGAAUAAACUUUCGUCACAGUUUCAAAUUACUCUUUUUAGCAAUAUAUGCUUGACCCUACUUCUCAUUAAGUGGUUAUUUGUUUUUCGCGUUGAUAAGAAAAUGUAACGAUGUAUUUUGUUGUUGAAGUUAUGUGCUACACGAUUCUUAAAGUUGUUGUCAAAAUCUAAGUACUAGUAUUGUAUUGAAAUACUUUGUUAUGUAUGCAAUUUUAGAGUAGAGGGCUUUAAAUGAGGACCCGUAAGAUAUGAACAUGUUAUACGGAAUGUUUUUACUGCGAAAACCUAUGUUAACAGUACAUGUAAUUAAGAAACAAAUGAUAAGAAUGGUGUUAUGGCAUACUUAUACAAUUUUAAGUCGAAUAUCAAAAUCUUGAAAUGUUAAGUCUCGUCUCCAGGCAAAAAUGUCAAAUAUUCAGUUGGGCUUACAAGGUUUUGAACAUUGAAACGUUAUAUUGCGGAGUUAUAAACGGGGCAAUAUUUGAGAUCAAUGGUGAAUUGGGGAUAGGCGUCCCAGUGGGGAUUUUGAUUGGGAGCGGGGAACAAGUGCCUGUAUUUGUGAAGACACAAUGAGAUCUGUCGUCCUCACAAUCAGCAAUCAAUCAGCUGAUAGUUCUGCCAAAUAUACUGAUUAAGCUGGUUUAUUUAAUGGUCUUGGUUCAUUUUAGUAUUGGAUAUUGGCUCAAUCUUAUUAUGGACAAGGGGUUAAAUCAGGGAUAAUUAUUAUGGAAAUUUAGAUAUUGACUUAUAUAAGGGGUCUUUGUGUUUACAUGGUGAUUCAAUUGUUUGGCUUGUAAAUUAUACGUUGGAGGAGGGAUGUUUUAAAAAAAAAGACGUAUUAUGAGCCUAAAUAUCCCGAAGCCUACAUGUAUUUACGAACUACGAAAAGGCAACAAUUCUAGGUCGCAAACAGUCAGGUAUAGAAUAGUAAAUGCAUAUUAAACUUAAUACCGUCAGAUACGUUUUCGUCUAGUCAACAAGUAAAGUCAAGUCUUAUUAUCUCAAAUACUUGAAGAACAUCAAGCUAUUUAGGUCAUUAAUACUGGCAAUGCAAUUUAAAUGCCUACAUUAAUAAGAUAUUAUCAUUGUUAUAUUAUAUAUGUGGCUGCAUUUCAGCUACAUUAGUUACUUAUUGCCCUCUAAGGUGUGACUGUUUCGUAUUUCAUAGCUGUUGCUUUAAGAACCAAUUAACAUAUGUUUAGUUCAUACUGAUAUAUUUUGGAAUGAGCGACCUCUAGAUGAGAAAUUUUAGUUUAUAAGUCUACGCAUUUUAUGUGUAAUUUCGGAAGAUUCACAUGUAUCUUCUUAAAAGUUUAUCAGGUUGAAUGUGCAUUGAACCAUCCGUUGAAUUAAGUUUGGGUUUUUUCAAAGUCAAGGUAUUUAGAUCCCUGUCAAUGCAAUGCUGUUUCGUUUUCACCUGUGUUCCUUUCGAUUACCAGACGACCUGCUUUAAGAGUUCAUAUUUGUCACAUGCUUAUUUUUGUUGUCGAAAUAAACGAUACACCUAUA